UCUAGCCUCGACGCCAAUAUAUUCCACAGUCCAGAGAUAAGCCAAAAAAAUGGACUCCCAGAAAACGAUAACCUGGUUUUUCGGCUUGCCAUGGGUGCGCUAUGCGCAGAUCUUUAUCGUGGUGGCGGGCGAUCUGCUUGCCCUUUCCAAUCUGUAUCCCAAGCACUCGAGGUACAUUGCGUGUCCAUUCCUACUCUGGCAGGAUCUCCAGGCGGAGGACGGACGAGCCGUGGACUCAGCUCAGCAGUUCUAACAAAUACAUGUGUUUCAGCGUGCGUAGGAGACGUUUUAUUGGCCCAAAGUGUUUUGACCAGACCAACCUUGAGUUUCAAUGCCAAUGCCAGGCCCAUGACGUCACUUGUAUCUGGUUGCCUUUGCUGGUUAAAUAUACUGAAUGUUUU
Molecule: messenger RNA, 401 nt
Organism: Drosophila erecta
Lineage: Eukaryota; Metazoa; Arthropoda; Insecta; Diptera; Drosophilidae
Exons: 1
Coding region: 50-253 (67 amino acids)
Source: RefSeq, a predicted model, not a curated record